AUGGUGAACAUCUUCGGCAUUAUCGUAUUUCUACGAAUGGGUUGGAUUGUGGGCACGGCCGGUGUAGGUAAUGCGAUUCUGCUUCUCAUCUUCUGUACAGCUUUGGCACUGAUUACCGUCUUCUCAGCUAUCGGAAUCGUGGAACGCUGUAAGAUUCAGAGCGGAGGGAUCUACUUUCUUGUUUCGCAUGUUCUUGGCGGUCGGCUCGGUGGUGCUGUUGCAUUGAUCUACGCUCUGGGGCAG
Cooperia oncophora is the source of this 243-nucleotide messenger RNA. The record is from the annotation of a GenBank genome assembly. Lineage: Eukaryota; Metazoa; Nematoda; Chromadorea; Rhabditida; Trichostrongylidae.